AUGGGUAAGAAAGGCAAAGUGAACAAGUUGGCGAAGAUGUCAGAUGAGGAGCGAGCCAGGUAUCUGCAACAUCGCGCCGACUUGGAGGAGGAGGCUCGUCGGAGGAAACAAGAACUUAUUCACAGGUUCAUAAAGAAUAAAUUAGACAAAGAAGAGGCCUACAGUCGUUUGAAUACAGCUAAAAUAAAUCAACAAUGGAGGUUUAUCCUGCGGAAAAUAAAAUGCAAACAAAUGGCGUUGGAUAUUCAGAACAUGCUGACCAGCUUCAACUUCCUGGUAGAGCGCAAGGACCGCCUGAUAAAGACGCUGGUGAGGGCCACGGACGACUCUGAUGAACAGCAUCGAAGAGCUUUCCAGGCACACACGGAAAACGUCAGCUUUUUCCUCAACAUAGGCACCCAACGCUUAGACAAGCUGCAAGCAGAAUACGAUCACCAGAAGAACGAUCUACUAGAGAAUUGGGACAAAGAAGAAAUGGAACUAAUAGACUGCCAGGAUAGAGCCGAGUUCAAGCUGAAGCUGAUCAUGUACAUACAGGACAGGGACUUCCAGACAUUGAGGAAGAAUAUAGAGACGCAACGCGCUACGGAGAAGAAUGAUGCGAGGCUUGAGCACGAAGAGGAACUGCGAAGUUUCUGCGCCCCAAAGCAGUUGGCAAUAGAGAUGUACUGGGGCAAACUCCGUGAAGUGUACAACUCAUACCAGGAGGAACACAACCCCAUCAUGAGUCACUACCACAGCCUACGAGAGAAGGACGACUUCUAUCAGAAGGAAAUCGCUAGGAACGACUUCCAAAUACAACUUGCUAGUGAAACCCUAACAAACUUGCAACUUGAAUGGCAAAAGACGACCAGUACGAUGACAGACAAGUUGAUGCGUAUGGCCAAUCGCAAGGAAGAACUAGCCCGCAAAUAUUUGCAGAUGAAGAGGGACUCUAAGCUUGAGAGCAGUAAGGGAAACCAGCAGUUAGAUAUAAUGGUGAAUGCCAGCCAGGAUGCGAUCAAGCAUCUUGAAGAUAUGUAUGAGAAACUAAACAAAGUGAUGCAGCUGUCAGAAAUCUGCAGUAAAUAUGAGCACGAGGGUGACGAGCUGACAAAAGACGUGGAAUAUGAUAUGGACUCAGUAGACUUUGAACAUCUUGAUAAGGACAUGAUUGAUGAAUGCAAAGAAUAUCGCAAAAUGGACAAGUUCCUACUCAAAGUGAACAGAGCCAAGGUGCAAACAAUAUGUCUGCGGACUGAGAAAGCUAAGCUGAUGAGGGAAAAUAUUCAGUUGAAGAAUUACAUCAAGAGGUAUCUUACGGACUUGGCGCUGAAGGGCAAAGAUAGACCAUUGAGCAUGAAGAUAAGGACGGACGCACCAAAGAUUAACAUUAAGGCGAAUCGUCCGGUAACUUGCAUAGAGGGUGCACUAUCGAACGCCGUGCAACACGAAGUGCGCAUGCGCAACGUCGCACGCCGCAGCAAGGACAGCGAUAUCAGGGCCUACCCUCGCGUGCAAUGCUGGAUGCAAUCUGCUUAG
Messenger RNA from Spodoptera littoralis (African cotton leafworm), 1521 nucleotides. NCBI's taxonomy places the organism in Eukaryota, Metazoa, Arthropoda, Insecta, Lepidoptera, Noctuidae. The record is from the annotation of a GenBank genome assembly.